Messenger RNA from Hyaloscypha bicolor E, 486 nucleotides. RefSeq lists its product as uncharacterized. The record is from RefSeq and is a predicted model, not a curated record. Lineage: Eukaryota; Fungi; Ascomycota; Leotiomycetes; Helotiales; Hyaloscyphaceae. The annotation marks the transcript as partial. The transcript has a single exon.
CGAUAACCCUUAGGGGUGUUGAUUUGUUUACGUACGGAGAAUACCGAGUAGAAGAUGUAUACGCUAGCGCUAACUAAAGGCCUUCCCGGGCGCACGCAGUCUAUCUCUUUUAGUCCGUUUGCAUCUGGUCGAGUGGGUGUCGUUCCGUGCUUUUUAGAAUUGCUUGGAGAGGCUGCGAAUGCAGCUGCAGCCCACCAAACGCCAGCACACCAACGACGCAACGGACCGCCCCAGGACACAACCCAAAAAGAAACACCAGCUGUAGCAGGGCAAGAAGAUGAACCCGCAGCCGUAUGGGCGCACGCAGUCACUGUCUCUUUUAGUCCGUUUGCAUCUGAUUAAGUAGGUGUCGUUUCGUGCUUUGCAUGGUUGCUUGGACAGGCUGCGAAUGCAGCUGCAGCCCACCAAACGCCAGCACACCAACGACGCAACGGACCGCCCCAGGACACAACCCAAAAAGAAACACCAGCUGUAGCAGGGCAAGAA